Phaethon lepturus (White-tailed tropicbird) is the source of this 1726-nucleotide messenger RNA. Its product is annotated as histone acetyltransferase p300-like. The record is from RefSeq and is a predicted model, not a curated record. Lineage: Eukaryota; Metazoa; Chordata; Aves; Phaethontiformes; Phaethontidae. Gene Ontology annotation, cellular component: transcription regulator complex; histone acetyltransferase complex. Gene Ontology annotation, biological process: positive regulation of transcription by RNA polymerase II. Gene Ontology annotation, molecular function: transcription coactivator activity; histone acetyltransferase activity; chromatin DNA binding.
CUCCGCUGCCGCCCUCCCGGAGCCCGAGGGGCAGAAAAAGGGGAACUUGUCCCCCCUCCGCCGCCGGAUCGUCCUCGCUCGCUCUCGGCGUUAUUGUUGUUCUUCAGCUGACUCGGGGCCCGAGAAGAAGGUGAAGGUUUUGGGGUUCACCCCCCCCACCCCCCACCGUCUCUCCGCUCUGAGUGAUUGUCUAAAAAAGAAUUAAAAAUGGCCGAGAAUGUGGUGGAGCCGGGCCCGCCUUCAGCCAAGCGGCCUAAACUCUCCUCACCGGCGCUCUCCGUGUCCGCCAGCGACGGCACAGAUUUUGGAUCACUCUUUGAUCUGGAACAUGACUUGCCAGAUGAACUGAUCAGCUCCACAGAACUGGGACUCACCAAUGGUGGUGAUAUUAAUCAGCUGCAGACGACCCUUGGCCUGGCACAAGAUGCUGCCUCUAAACACAAGCAGCUGUCUGAACUUUUACGGGCUGGUAGCUCCUCAAAUCUCAAUAUGGGGGUUGGUGGCCCUGGCCAGGGCAUGGCCAGUCAAACCCAACAAAAUAGUCCUGGAAUGGGAAUGUUAAACAGCAUGGUGAAAAGCCCCAUGGCACAGGCUGGGUUGACUUCUCCCAAUAUGGCGAUGGGUGCAAGCGGACCAAACCAGGGUCCUUCAGCCCAGUCCACAGCAGGGAUGAUGCCAACAGUAAACAGUCCAGUUAACCAGCCUGGCAUGGGAAUGAACACAGGGAUGAAUGCUGGCAUGAAUCCUGGGAUGCUGGCAGCAGGCAACGGACAGGGGAUGAUGCAGGGGCAAGUCAUGAAUGGUUCAAUUGGAGCAGGCAGAGGGCGACCUAAUAUGCCGUACCCAAACCCAGGAAUGGGUAGCGCUGGUAACUUGCUGGCUGAGACACUGCAACAAGGAUCUCCACAGAUGGGAGCACAGGCUGGACUGAGAGGGCCGCAGCCUGGCACCAUGAACAAGAUGGGAAUGAUGAGCAAUCCCAGCCCUUACGGCCAGCCAUAUAGUCAGAAUACUGGGCAGCAGAUUGGAACCGGUGGACUUGGGCCUCAGAUGCAGAAUAAAGCUGGACUGCAGAAUAGCUUACCACAGUUUCCAAUAGGAAUGCCUAACAUGGGCCAGCAGCAGGCUCCUCAAGUUCAGCAAGCUGGGAUGGGGCCAGCAGCUUCUCAAGGAAUGGGGUCUGGAGCACCGACAGCAGAUCCAGAAAAACGCAAACUCAUUCAGCAGCAACUAGUUCUCCUCUUACAUGCUCACAAGUGUCAGAGGCGAGAACAGGCCAACGGGGAGGUGCGACAGUGUAACCUCCCUCAUUGCCGAACCAUGAAGAAUGUCCUGAACCACAUGACACAUUGUCAGGCUGGCAAAUCUUGCCAGGUGGCACAUUGCGCGUCUUCCCGACAAAUCAUCUCGCACUGGAAGAAUUGUACAAGACAUGACUGUCCUGUAUGUUUGCCUCUCAAAAACGCUGGGGACAAAAGAAAUCAACAAUCACUGCUGGGCGGAGCUGCAGUAGGACUUGCAAAUACUGGCUCCGUGGGUGUGGGGCAGCAGACAACACCCAGCAUAAACACUACCAGUCAGAUAGACCCCAGCUCCAUUGAGAGAGCCUAUGCAGCCCUUGGACUGACCUAUCAAGGGAACCAAAUGCAGACACAGCCUCAGCCUCCAGUGAAGAGUCAGCAACAAGGACAGUCACCCCAGGGUCUGCGCCCUAUGAAUCCUAUGA